Molecule: messenger RNA, 1389 nt
Organism: Pneumocystis murina B123
Lineage: Eukaryota; Fungi; Ascomycota; Pneumocystomycetes; Pneumocystales; Pneumocystaceae
Product: YbgI/family dinuclear metal center protein
Exons: 6
Coding region: 1-891 (296 amino acids)
Cellular component (GO): cytoplasm; mitochondrion
Source: RefSeq, a predicted model, not a curated record
AUGAAAUCUUCAAGCUGGUUAGCAACUUUGAUUAGAAGUAUUGAGCGAUUAUAUCCAAGAUCUUUAUCAGAUCUUUCAUGGGAUAAUACAGGACUUUUAUUAGAAUCGCCUGUAAAAAAUCCAGAUCGAAAACGAGUUCUUUUAGCUAUAGAUCUAACUACUGCUGUUGCAGAGGAAGCACUUACAAUGUAUCCACCAGUAGGGGCUAUUAUUGCUUAUCAUCCUAUUAUUUUUAAUCCCAUCAAAUCAUUGACAUUGAGUGAUCCUCAACAAAGAACAUUACUUCGUUUAGCAGCUUCAGGAAUUAGUGUUUAUUCUCCUCAUACAGCAAUGGAUGCAGCAAUGGGUGGAAUUAAUGAUUGGUUAGCAGACGGUGUUUGGGAUAAUAAAUGUAUUGAAAGAACAGUCAUUCUCCCUUCAAAAUGUAUAGAAGGUGAUGAAAAUUUUGGUAAUAUGACUGGUAUGGGGAGGAUGAUUCGUUGGAAUGAGCCUAUUUCAAUCAGUACCUUAGUAAAAAGGAUCAAGAAACAUUUGAAAUUAACUCAAAUACGACUGGCUUUGUCGGAAAAACAUAGAAAAGAGAAAGGAAAAUGUAUAUAUAAAAUUGGAAUUUGUGCUGGUUCAGGUGGAUCUAUUCUGAGAAAUGUACAUGCGGAUGUAUUAUUUACGGGGGAACUGAGUCAUCAUGAUAUAUUACAUGCAACUGAAAAAGGAUCUUCUGUUAUUUUAUGUGGGCAUUCCAAUACAGAAAGAGGGUUUUUGUCUUGUGUAAUGAAAAAAAAACUUCAAGAUGUUCUUCAUGACGAAUUUUCUGCUAUGCAAGAUGAUCAACUGUCGUUACCAGAGGUAGUAGUGAGUGAGGCUGAUAAGGAUCCAUUGGAGGUAGUAUAAGAGUGAUCUUUUUGUUGAUUACAAAUUGAAUAUGCAAACGCUUAAUAAUGAUAUUUUGAUGUUUUAUGAAAUAUUAGAAUAAAUCUUGGCAUUAUUAAUUUUUUGUAUCUUCUUCUGUUGGUGAAUGAUUUAGAGAUUCCGAGAGUGCACCAAUAUGCUCCAAGGUUGGUCCUAACAUAUCAAUAAUAGGUUUUGCAGAUUCUGCCCCAUUUUUCAUCUAAAUUUGGUUAUUUUUCGGGGAAAAAAGUCAAACUUUUCUACUUUUUGAAUAAUAUCGGCAAUAGAAAGAAGUUUCCUAUAAUUAUCAUAAAUAAGCACCUUUUUUUCGCUUUCUAAAUUACGUAUUUCUACUAAAUUAGUGGUUGGGCUUUUUUUUGUUUAAAAACCUUUGAUCAAUGUAUUUUCCAGUUUUAAUAGUUUAUCUGGAUCAUUACGCUCGGUUUCUUUGAUAUAUUCUUCAAGAUUAAAGUUAUCUGUAUCUAAUUCUGGUAGUCGUGU